Molecule: messenger RNA, 1061 nt
Organism: Hyposmocoma kahamanoa
Lineage: Eukaryota; Metazoa; Arthropoda; Insecta; Lepidoptera; Cosmopterigidae
Product: sulfotransferase 1C4-like
Exons: 8
Coding region: 66-1061 (331 amino acids)
Biological process (GO): sulfation
Cellular component (GO): cytoplasm
Molecular function (GO): sulfotransferase activity
Source: RefSeq, a predicted model, not a curated record
GUAAAUACGCAGUCUAAUUUUGUUUAAAAAGCAUCUCGUUUCCACUUGUUUGUACCACAGAUACCAUGAGUGCGAAAUUUCCUUUAGAAAUAAAGACAUUUACCAAAGAAGAACAAAUGGAACAUGAAAAAGUCUAUAAAACUUCAGAAUUUUUCGACGACUUCUCACGCGUCGGUCCAAAGAAGUACACAGUGAUGAGGUACGAGAAAGAUGCUGCAAAUAUUUACAACAUGAAACUGUGCAGCUCGAAUAUCAUCGUUAAUUCAUUUCCUCGUUCAGGAACAACAUGGACACAAGAACUGGUGUGGCUGAUUGCUAAUGACUUCGACUUCGCUACAGCUAAGAACGUACCGCUCCAUGUGAGAUUUCCACAUUUGGAAUUUGCACCAGAAAUUCUCAACGAACUGUCAAAUUCACCAAAAUUGAGUAGCCAGUUCGUCAUGACUCACAUUCCUUUAUCCCUGCUGCCACCUACCCUGCUGGACACCUGUAAGGUGGUUUACGUAGCUCGGGAUCCAAGAGACGUGGCACUAUCCAACUAUCACCUGGAGAGAGAACUUUGUAGGCUUCAAGAAAACGUUAAAUUCGAGGAAUACUUUGAAGUGUUCAUUGCGAACCUGCGUGUCUACUGUCCAUAUUUUGAACACGUUAAGGAGGCAUGGGCGCUGCGCUAUCACCCCAAUAUGCUCUUUAUAUUCUACGAGCAUCUCAGUAGAGAUCUGAAGAGCGUGGCCUGUCGCAUUUGUGAUUUCUUUGGUAAGAAGUAUAACGAGCAGCAGCUAGACCAGUUAUGUGACCACCUGCGUUUCGUGAACUUCAAGAAAAACCCGGCUGUCACUCGCCAACAACAAUACAAUCAACAGCAAGAGAUGUGUUAUUUUCCAAUGUUGUACGAGUAUGCGCAAGAGUCGCAUGGGAGGGAUUGGGAGUGGGGAGAAUGGAACGAAUGGGACCAGGCAGUCAAAGAGGAAGCCGAGGAUACCACUAGCAUGAGACAUGAAGAAGGUGAAGGUGUGGUUCCAAAACAGAAGAAUGAAAUGGAAGAGGACCAAAGGAAGUAA